CAAGAAAAAAAUUAAUUUUAAAUAGUCUUCUCCAAAAUUCUUUCAUCUUUCCAUUAAAAAUGGGUGUUAACUCCUCUUGGUCAACAACUACCAAAAUCCCCUUAAACUACAAAAAAUCCCAAUUAAUUUUAUUUUUAUUUAUUUUUGUAUUUUCAACACAAAAAUUAGUUUAUUCACAACAAAAACACCAACCAAGUAUUAAAUUAGUAGAGCCAAUAGCUAGAUUAUUGGAAAAUGGACCUGUAGCACAACGACUGCCGGAGACUACAUGUCCUACUCCGAGCACCGAAAAAGGUGAAAAUAUUAAUUUUUAUUGA
Messenger RNA from Meloidogyne enterolobii, 317 nucleotides. The record is from the annotation of a GenBank genome assembly. Lineage: Eukaryota; Metazoa; Nematoda; Chromadorea; Rhabditida; Meloidogynidae.